This is a messenger RNA of Coregonus clupeaformis (lake whitefish), 1357 nucleotides long. Its product is annotated as sorting nexin-10B. NCBI's taxonomy places the organism in Eukaryota, Metazoa, Chordata, Actinopteri, Salmoniformes, Salmonidae. Gene Ontology annotation, biological process: intracellular protein transport. The transcript is spliced from 5 exons. The record is from RefSeq and is a predicted model, not a curated record. Bases 82 to 621 code for a protein of 179 amino acids. Gene Ontology annotation, molecular function: phosphatidylinositol binding.
AUUCUCACUUCUCAUCCACAGUUUAGUUAAGCGUGGCUCAGUCUCUCUCCUUUCCUCCUCAGUGUCUCUCCUCUCCUCUCCAUGCAGCAGUUCAUCAGUGUCUGGGUUCGGGAUCCGCGGAUUCAGAAGAAUGACUUCUGGCAUGCCCACAUGGACUAUGAAAUCUGCAUACAUACCAACAGUCUCUGCUUCACUAAGAAGAUCUCCUGUGUGAGGAGAAGGUACAGUGAGUUCGUAUGGCUCCGGCAGAAACUACAGGCAAACUCACUACUCAUGAUCCAGCUACCUGAACUACCGCCUAAGAACCCUUUCUUCAGCCUGAACAACGCCCAGCAGAUCACAGAGAGGAUGAAGGGCCUCCAGAAGUUCCUUGAACUGACCCUGGAGAGUAAUAUGCUUCUGUCAGACAGCUGUCUGCACCUCUUCCUGCAGUCAGACCUGGGGGUGUCCAAGAUAGAGGCCUGCGCCUCAGGGAGAAGCCAUUACUCUGUGUCCCAGGCCGUGCUGCGCUGCGGCUGCAAACUGCGACGCUUCCACUCCCAGGAGGACCUGUUAGAGACCAGCCGCAAGGAGUCCUGUGACUCCGACUCUGUUAGAGACCCUAGCUCUGUCUCUGCUUGAUAGGACCAGACCUAACCACAACCAGGAAGAGACCCUAGCUCUGUGCCUGAUAGGACCAGACCUAACCACAACCAGGAAGAGACCCUAGCUCUGUCUCUGCCUGAUAGGACCAGACCUAACCAUUACCAGGAAGAGACCCUAGCUCUGUCUCUGCCUGACAGGUCAAGACCUAACCACAACCAGGAAGAGACCCAAGCUCUGUCUCUGCCUGAUAGGACCAGACCUAACCACAACCAGGAAGAGACCCUAGCUCUGUCUCUGCCUGAUAAGACCAGACCUAACCACAACCAGGAAGAAGACACUCUCAGCAUGUCUGUCUCUUCAUAGGAACAUCACCGCCAAUCAGGACAUGCUAACUCACAAUAUCUGUAUCCCAAAUGUCACCCCGUAGGGCUCUGGUCAAAGGUAGUGCACUAUGUAGGUCAUAGGGUACCAUUUGGGAUUCAGCCAAUACUGUGUUUGCUCUCAUUCAUCUUGAAAUAAGGCUUGCACACAGCUUUUUGUAAUCCAUUUCUCAAAACUACUGUCACCAUAACUACCUUGUCUUUCUGCCAUCAGAACAGUUUUUUUACUUCAUUUUUCCAGAGAAGAUGGUGAGGGAAUAUAUGUGUUUAUGUCUGUCUAGUUUUGUUAAAUAAUAUUUGUGAAGUCCAAAAAUCUGAAAGAUGUAAAUAUUUGUCCUGGGAUUAUAUAGGAUACCUUCAUGCAUGCACUGUAAAUAAAGUCAUUUAUAAUG